ACUGCGAAUGCUUUAAAAAACGUGCUAAGAAUCACACUCCGUGUAGAGAAACCACAAUAAUCACGCACUAAAAACGUAAAUCGCAUUACCCAAAACAUCUCAUAAUAAUGCAUAAUACACAUAUUGGGUAUGUAGGUCCCCUCUGUUUUAGUAACCCCGAUUCUGCGCCGACGGUUCGCAAGGCUGCGCCGGCGCCGGCCGCGUGGGGUGCGCGCCCGCAGUCCGCCCUGAGCCGUCGCACGCGCGCGCCGAGUCGCGCACAUCGAAACUUUUACUUAUCGGAAACUUUUUUACAAUCGAAGACUCUUGAACUUGGGUGCAUCGAAGAUCGUGGGAGCUGUGUAACAAUCGACAGCAACUAGAUACUUGCACUGAUGACAUAUGACUUUCGAACUGCGUGACAUUAGUGAUAUUGCCUGUCUGAUGUACUGAGUCGUUAGUGCUGUGAGUGUCCUGUGGGGAAUUUUAAUAGUGCUGUGUCAAGAGACGGGAGCAGGGCGCUUUGAAGAUACUGUUUGUUACAAGUGUUCUGAAGUUAUCGAAAUGAACGUUCGAGAAACGAGCAGCUUCAGCAACCAGUUCGAUGUGGUCUAACAUGGUCGUUCCCCGUCGUCCGCCAACCAGCUACAAGCCAAUGAGAAGAAGCAAACCGCCGGACAAGCACCGAACACAAACAAUAUCAAAGCUCUAUCUGAUGUGACUUCAACACACUGUCCCAAAAAGAAAAAAAAACUAGUCUUACAAACUGGCUGAUAAAAGAAAAAGCUACAAGAUUCUAAAAUCAAAAUGGGUGUGCAAGUGCUUCUAGCUUCAACAGCCUUGAAGACCGUGAGUGUGACGGGUUUGUGGUUGAUCCCCUUGUUGCUGGGAGCGCUGACAUACCACAACUAUAAUGCUUACGAUCCGGAGUCGAGAGUGAUUGAUAAAGAGCCGAGGAGAGAGUAUGACUUCAUAGUGGUUGGGGGCGGGUCGGCGGGUGCCGUCGUCGCUAACAGACUAUCGGAGAUGAAGAAUUGGAACACGCUCUUGCUAGAAUCUGGGCCCGACGAGAACGAGAUCACCGACGUGCCGUCCCUGGCGGGCUACCUGCAGCUGACCAAGCUGGACUGGCAGUACAAGACCGAGCCCACCGCGCACGCCUGCCUCGGCUUCAAGAAGCGCCGCUGCAGCUGGCCCCGCGGCAAGGUGCUUGGCGGUUCCAGUGUUCUCAACUACAUGAUAUACGUUCGUGGCAAUCGAUACGACUUCGACCAAUGGGAACAAUCCGGCAACCCCGGAUGGGGCUACCGGGACGUCUUGAAAUACUUUAUCAAAUCUGAAGACAACAGAAACCCUUAUUUAGCCAAGAGUCAAUACCACGGGCGGGGAGGAUACCUCACGGUUCAAGAAGCUCCCUGGAGGACACCAUUAGUCGCAGCCUUCGUAGAAGCUGGAGUUGAAAUAGGGUAUGAGAACAGGGAUAUCAAUGGAGAAUACCAAACCGGAUUCAUGAUCGCCCAGGGCACUAUACGCCGCGGAUCUCGCUGCAGUACCGCCAAAGCAUUCUUGCGACCCGUGAGAACUCGAAGAAACUUAGACAUAUCCUUAAACUCCCAAGCAACAAGAGUUUUAAUCCAUCCAGUGACAAUGAAGGCGUACGGGGUGGAAUAUGUAAAACACGGCAUGAGGAGAGUUGUUUACGCGAGAAAAGAAGUAAUAUUAUCGGCCGGCGCCAUCAACAGUCCUCAGCUGCUCAUGCUGUCUGGAAUAGGUCCCAAAGAACAUUUAAAAGACGUCGGAAUUAAGGUCUUAAAGGAUUUGCCGGUCGGUGAAAACCUGCAAGACCACGUUGGUGUAGGAGGAUUAACAUUUCUAGUCGACAAACCUGUUGCAAUCGUCCAAAACCGCUUCGAGGCUUUCCCCGUUACCAUGAACUACGUUGUCAACGAGAGAGGUCCCAUGACGACCCUAGGAGGCUUAGAAGGGGUCGCUUUCGUUAACACAAAGUACGCCAACAGUUCUGGAUUGUGGCCUGAUAUUCAGUUCCACAUGGCGCCUGCGUCUUUCUCAUCUGACAAUGGGCAAAUAGUCAGAAAGAUCUUAGGGCUCACGGACGAGAUUUAUAAUACUGUUUACAGGCCUAUAGCCAAUAAGGAUGCUUGGACUAUUAUGCCUUUACUGCUGAGGCCGAAUACACGAGGUUACGUGCGAUUAAGGAGCUCCAAUCCUUUCCAUUAUCCAAUAAUGAACCCACGCUACCACGAGGAUCCAUUAGACGUGGCGCGCCUUGUAGAAGGAAUCAAAAUAGCCGUGCAAGUGGCAGAAGCAUCUCCUUUCAAACAGUUUGGUAACCGGCUAUAUAUGAAGCCGUUGCCGAGCUGUAAGCACUUCAAAUUUAUGUCUGACGAAUAUAUUGAAUGUCAAGUGAGGCACAUUUCUAUGACGAUAUACCAUCAGAGUGGGACAGCUAAGAUGGGGCCGUCGUGGGAUCCUGAGGCGGUGGUGGACCCGCGACUGAGGGUGUAUGGCGUCGAAGGCCUAAGGGUAAUAGACGCAAGUAUAAUGCCGACUAUUGUGAGUGGCAACACCAACGCCGCAGUCAUCAUGAUAGGGGAGAAAGGGGCUGAUUUGAUAAAGCAAGACUGGCUUAGUAAGAGUCGAUGACAUUAGUUGUAUGUGUAGUUAAUAAUAAUGUCAAAUAGUUACCAAUAAUGAAAAUUAAUAGAUAUUUAGAUACAAAAUGCCAAUUUUAGACGUAACGUGAUAAUUCGUAAAGCAAACAUUUUUAUGUUUUACAUAUAUAUUCACUCCUGAAAACUUGAAAAGUUACCUUGUCAUGACACAUACUGUAUUAUAUGAAAUACUUAUUUAUGUUUGUCAACGUUUGUAAAUUAUGUAAAUAUAUUUCUUGUGUUUAUAAGGAUUCCUAAUGGACACUUCCUACUUGUUAUUAUUCUUAAUAUUUAAAUGAAUAUUUAAGCGUAUAGUAUAUCGUACUGGUAACAAACAAGUGCUGACGUUGACGAGACGUAUAUGAAAUACUUAUUUAUGUUUGUCAACGUUUGUAAAUUAUGUAAAUAUAUUUCUUGUGUUUAUAAGGAUUCCUAAUGGACACUUCCUACUUGUUAUUAUUCUUAAUAUUUAAAUGAAUAUUUAAGCGUAUAGUAUAUCGUACUGGUAACAAACAAGUGCUGACGUUGACGAGACGUAUGCUUGUUACUAUGUACUUGUAAAACCAAAAAGUACGUGUUAAGUUAUAUAUAAUAACAUUUUACUUUUCUACCAAAAUCUAUCAUUACGUACGGAAAAAAACUUUCCCUACACAUUACAAUAUCCAAUAUUUUAAACUUAAAAACAAUUUUAAUCGAUACCUGUACUGUAACUGUAUAUACUUACGUACAGUGAACGUCAAAGAUAUGUUGACAAUUUUACACAUUAAAUACCUACAUGUAAUAUGCGAAAAAUGUAAACAUAUUUUUUACGUCGUCUGCACAUGUUACAUUGAAAUAAAAAAGUCAUAUUUACAAGUUCAAGCGUAAAACAUGUUUAAUGAUUUAUUUUGUAUAUAUAGAACCUUAGAACCAUAUAAGUAGUUGGAUUAAAACAGCUACCUAUACGGCUACCACCAGUUUUGACAUUGACAUAUUCGUUCACGUCUACGUAACUUACUUUCUAUGCAUCUCGCUCAUACUGGCAUAUUAGUGCAAGCGAGAUGUACAGAAAGUAAAUUACGUAGACGUGAACGUUAUGUCAAUGUCAAAACUGAUGGUAGCCGUACUAGAUACCCGUUUCAUUUACUGUGUCAAAAAAGACCACAAUUAUUCAAUAUUUCUCAAGAAAUCCAUAUGUAUAAGUUUAAUAGUGCCAUAAGCUUUCCUUAGUUUAAUUGUCGUAUUAGUAAGGAUUAUUCUUAAGCUUUAAUGCCAAACUUUGGACUUGACAGAAAGAAAGCUAUGCAUAUACCUUACACAUUAUUUAUAGGAAAAAAAAAUUAUUUUGAUUAUCACAUCGCAUAAACUUGGUCAAGCAGAUCUUGUCAGUAGAAAAAGGCGGCAAAUUUGAAAAAUGUAGGCGCGAAGGGAUAUCAUCUCAUAGAAAAUUUGAAUUUCGCGCCUUUUUCUACUGGCAAGAUUUGCUUGGCCGUCUAUAAAUAUGGCGAAACCAUGGACAAUAAUUUUAACGUACAAUACUUUUUUCAUUUUCUAAUUAUAGCUGGUCAAGAAAAUCUUGUCAGUAGAAAAGGCGGCAAAUUUAAAAAAUUUUGGCGCGAAGGGAUAUCGUUUCAUAGAAAAUUUUAAUUUCGCGCCUUUUUCUACUGACAAGAUUUGCUUGACCAUCUAUAAAACCCGUAGCAUCUCACAAAGUCAUCUUCACUAAUCAUGGAAGCAUUUCUUUUUCUGGAUUUAACAGUUUGUGACUCCAAAACUCCUUUAUAUACUUUCCCACAUCAGAUAUAGUGUAGUAAACGAAGCAAGUUGUUGUAUGGAGACCCAUGCAUUAAUUUCUCAGUCGAUGAAAUGUUGCUUGGUUUUGUAUAGUAUGAGUCGAAACUAACAUAUAAAUAUCCAAAAAAAAAACCACUCCUAAGUUAGGUAUUUAUACGUAAAAGUACAAAUCUGUUUAUAUAUUGAACCGAGUAAUUCCUCCGUCCAAAAUUAUUUUACCAAAUAAGUUAUUUGUAUCAGUAUGUGAUACUAGAAAAAAAUCUAAAACUUUUGUCAAACAUGAGAAUAUUUUUUUUACGAUAAUUCCUUUUUUGGCGCUCAUUUUCAUCGGAAAAUUGCUCUGCCAUUUUUUCCUUCUUAUAUGAUCUUAGAAUAUAAUUUGGCGUAGUGGGUAAGAAAAUCCAAAAAAAAAUGCAUACCCUAGUUUAUGUAUUUUAGAACUAUAAAAAACUGAGAGUGGAAAAUUUCUCAGCCUGAUUUCUUUUUAAAUAUAUACUAAGUAGUCACGUAUAUACUUAAAUCCAAAAUAUCCAAAAGAACUGUCAUCCCUUGUACACCCCGCUCCCUAUACACUGCUCCCGAUAUGUUUAGUUUUGAAUACGCUCGUUAUUUUUUUGGAUGUUUUUAUAGUUGAAUGGAAAGAAAACUGUGAACUUAAUUCAAUAAAUAAAAUGGAUAGAGAAAUUUUCCACAGCGAGUAAAAAGGCAAUACUAAAAAAAAGUAUAGUUAACAUGGUAAUUUUUUUAGAUUUUCAAUUUGUAUGUAUAAAUCGGCAAUAAAAUGGCAUUCCAGUGAAAAAAUUAGACUGAGCAAUUUUCCGGUCCAAGCCACGCCAAAAAAUUAUAUUUUGUUAAUAUUGGUAUUUCUGCGGGGAUUUUUUUUUGAUAUUUCAUAUAUUGUUGCAAUACGUUACAUGAACAUGUCCGGAGAAGAAAGUUUAAACGGAGCAAUUUUCCGUAAAAAGAUAUUAACGAUUUAAGACUUCAGGUAUUUACUUAAAUACUACUAUUAUUAUUCUUUGGAAAUUUGUACAAUACUUUUUAUUUAUUGAUACUUUAUCAUACUGUAAAGCUUUUUCUGGCUGAGGAAUUACUGCGGGGUCCACUACCUUUAUUUACUACACUAAUAGGCAGACCAGAUACAUGCAGAUGUGUAUCGGAUCUGUCUGGCAGAUGUCAUGGACAUAUCUACUGUAGGUAGGUACAUACUUCUAAAUCACAUGUUUGGAAUUAUGUUUUCACAGUGACGGAAAAGAGGCCUUAAGGGUUAACCGUCAACCAAUCAACAAGCGACUUUUGUUAGUCACUGCACAAAAACUUUAAAUUAGACACAAAUAUUCCAUACUUAAUUGAGCACCCGGUUUUUCCCCUCGUAAUGACGUUGACUUACGUCAAACUAGAACUUGUAACCAGUACCUACUUGGUAAUUAAACAAACAAGUACCUAUAGUUAAAUCUAAUUGAGGUGAACAUAGUUAGAAAAUACUUGUUACAUUUUAAAUUAUCUUGGGUAUACCGUAAGUCCCAUUCUGCAAAUAUAUAAAACGUUUUAUAGCGUUUUCCAAAAAAAAUGUACAUGUCUUCAAAAUAUUGAUUUCUUGGGUUCAUUUUACUCAAAAUACAUUCACAUUCACGCCUCAUACAUGAAAAAAUGUGCCCCAAGAUUUUCAGAUCGUUACAUUCUUGUAUGAAUUUUUAUUUUAUUUGUAUGAACGUGACGCUCUGGAUAAAUAUUUUUUCAUACAAAAUUCUGGGACACAUUUUUUCAUAUAGGCGUGAAUAUACAAAUGAUUCUGAGUAAAAUGAGCCCAUGAAGUCUACAUUUCUUUUUGGAAAACGCUCUUUAACAUCCGGAAUCCUUUUUCCCGUCAAAUUGUUUGGACCGUACUUUUCUCAUAUACAGGUUGUAUUCUGAUCCUUUAUAUGAAUAAUAUGAUCUUAAAAAUCAGUUGUAAUUUAAUAAGAAUGUAAAUAUUUAGGUAUUGUAAUUUUAUUGUCAUAAGUAAGAAGUGUUGAAUAAUAUCAUUGUGUAAAAAUAAAUAUUGUUACCAUUA
This is a messenger RNA of Cydia fagiglandana, 6477 nucleotides long. Its product is annotated as glucose dehydrogenase [FAD, quinone]. Gene Ontology annotation, molecular function: flavin adenine dinucleotide binding; oxidoreductase activity, acting on CH-OH group of donors. The record is from RefSeq and is a predicted model, not a curated record. Bases 787 to 2643 code for a protein of 618 amino acids. The transcript has 5 exons. NCBI's taxonomy places the organism in Eukaryota, Metazoa, Arthropoda, Insecta, Lepidoptera, Tortricidae.